CCUCCCUCCCUAGCCGCUGAGUAAGUACCCCCCCUUAAUGAACGACAUCUCCUUCUGGCUGCCUGCGGAGGGGUACAGUUCCAACGACUUCUACGACCUGGUGAGGACCACGGGAGGAGAUCUGGUGGAGAAGGUCACUCUGGAAGACCGCUUCACUCACCCCAAGACCCAGAGACAGAGCCACUGCUACAGAAUCGUCUACCGCCACAUGGAGCGAACUUUGACCCAGGAAGAAGUUAGGGUCGUCCACCGGGCCAUUGAACAAGCUGCUGAGCAUGAGCUGGGGGUGGAGGGGAGGUACUGACACACACACACACCCUCCACCAGUAUGUGCACUGGGAAGGAUUGGGAGACGGGGGGGGGGGGGGGGGGGGGUUCUUUAUACACAGUGUUUCCAUGUACAUUUACUGACCGUGGGUUUCAAAUAAACCUCAAC
Molecule: messenger RNA, 436 nt
Organism: Osmerus eperlanus (European smelt)
Lineage: Eukaryota; Metazoa; Chordata; Actinopteri; Osmeriformes; Osmeridae
Product: phenylalanine--tRNA ligase, mitochondrial-like
Exons: 2
Coding region: 38-304 (88 amino acids)
Source: RefSeq, a predicted model, not a curated record